AUGUCAAACAACAACGAUAUACGACAUAUUUAUAAAUUCAAAUUAUUAGAUGGAAACAACCACAUUAUAGAUUUCUCCAAAUUCCAAAACAAAGUCAUCAUUAUAGUCAACGUAGCUUCAUAUUGCGGGUUUACUCCUCAAUAUAAAGAACUUCAAUUAUUAUAUUCGAAAUAUCAUUCCCAGGGAUUAGAAAUUUUGGGAUUCCCUUGUAAUCAAUUCGGAAAUCAAGAACCAUUAGAUGAAGAACAUAUUGUAGAAUUCACCCAACGGAAAUUUGGAAUUCUGUUUCCAAUUAUGAAAAAAGUUGAUGUGAAUGGUGAUGAUGAAUCUGAAUUAUAUACAUAUUUGAAAUCAAAAAGGCUGGGAACGUUGGGGUUUAGAGGGAUAAAAUGGAAUUUUGAGAAGUUUAUUGUUGAUAGACUGGGAAAUGUUGUUAAUAGAUUUAAUUCAAUGGUAACGCCACUACAAUUUGAACAAUACAUAGUGGCAUUAUUGAAUCAGUAA
Molecule: messenger RNA, 504 nt
Organism: Hemisphaericaspora subhashii
Lineage: Eukaryota; Fungi; Ascomycota; Pichiomycetes; Serinales; Debaryomycetaceae
Gene: GPX3
Product: Gpx3p
Exons: 1
Coding region: 1-504 (167 amino acids)
Biological process (GO): response to oxidative stress
Molecular function (GO): glutathione peroxidase activity
Source: RefSeq, a predicted model, not a curated record